Molecule: messenger RNA, 990 nt
Organism: Drosophila obscura
Lineage: Eukaryota; Metazoa; Arthropoda; Insecta; Diptera; Drosophilidae
Exons: 1
Coding region: 111-896 (261 amino acids)
Molecular function (GO): nucleic acid binding
Source: RefSeq, a predicted model, not a curated record
AAUAAAAAUCAGCACACCAUUCGAUAUAUUCUACUGGCAGCGCAACAGACUUUGAAAUUUGAAAAACAAUUUUAAUUUUUCAUUCUUAAAACUAAAUAAAAUCUUCAAAAAUGAAUCCCACAAAGGAGACAGUCAAGAAAAGUGCAUCGCAUGAUUCAUUUUUGACCGCCAUCCACAAGACGGAGCAGCUGGAGGAGGUGCUGGGCGAGGUGCUCAAGGAGCCAGAAGGAGCACCCGCUGAAGCUGUCACCCCAAAGGAGGAGGAGGCGCAAGACCCCUACCAGAAGGUGGACCCCGAGCAGCAGCUAAACAAAUUCUGGAUUGCCAUCAGCGGUUACCAAUUGGAUCGUGCCUUUUUGGUGUAUCGCUUCUUCAAUGACAUCGGCAAGAUCCAGUCCAAGGGCUUCACCCAAACGAAUGUCAUGUAUCUGAAGUAUCUCAGCACUGUGGACUGUCAGAUUGCCUUGAGCUACGAUGGCCAGAAAAUUGGCUAUGGCGGGGACAUACGCGUCAGUGUUAAGCCUGAGAAUCCCAUGGCCUUGCAGGCCUUUCUGGGUGCCAUAGAAGAGAUGGACGAUGCGGAUGUUGUUGACAGUGGACCACUUAUGAUGUCUGAUGCUGUGACUCCAACGGACUUGAAGGCUUCGUGUGUUAUAGAAAUGGAGGCACCCAAACAGCAGCAGCAGGAGCCGAAGCAGGGCCUCAAGCAAAAGGAAGAGCAGCAGCAAGCUACCGAGCAGCUGGAGCAGCAACAGCUGGAGCAGCCGUCGGAGCCAGAGGAGGUCAAGGUUGAGCCACCAGUGAAUGUGGAUGUGGGGGAUGUGGCUUCUCCGAAGAAGAGCGGCUUCAUACAGUGGCUAAAAGAAAAGAUAUCCGCAAUAUUUUUCUUCUAUUAAAUUUGAAUAAUUUGUUGUUGCUUGAUUUCUGAUGUUAAAAAAUGUUUCUGUGUUAUUUCGUUGAUUCGUGUAAUGAAUAAAUUGGAUAAAUAUC